GCCAACUACUUGACUACGUACGAGCUAGCGGUCGGUUCGGUUGUAUUAGCAUUAGCACUAGCGCUAGCACUGGAUUUAACCGCGGUGCCGGAACCGUGUUUCAUCGUCGUUCCUUUUUUUGAACUCAUAAUGUUUUUAUAAAUGUUUCCCACUUGGUGUUUAUUAUUUCGAGCAACGGGUUUACAGCAUUUCCCGCGAUGGAACAGCUAGCUGUUGCUAAUCUAGCCGCCGGCUGAGGAUGGCAGUCCAUCAGGAGAACUCCUGUUUGGAGGAGGAGGAGAUCAUCUCGGAGGUGUGAACUUCAGCAGCAUUUGUUACUAUUGAUACAGUACAUAAUGGGAAGGAUCAGUUUUUCCUGCCUGUUUCCAGCAUCAUGGCACUUCAGCUUCUCUCCUGCCGUGUUUCCCCGCAUCAUUCUCCCCUCGUUCAGGCAGCUGCUCCUACUAGGUUCACUGGUGGUGCUUGCAGGUCUCUUCUACCUGCUGUUGGCCACUGGCAAAAGCCACAACAUCUGGCAACAAGACAAGCAUUAUCACAGGCAUUUAUCACGGGUGACUGAUAUGGAGGCCACUGACACGAGUAACCCCAAUCUAAACUACGGCGUGGUGGUGGACUGUGGGAGCAGCGGCUCACGGGUGUUCGUGUACACCUGGCCUCGGCACAACGGAAACCCUCACGACCUGUUGGACAUUCGGCAAAUGAGAGACCAGAACCGCAAACCGGUGGUCAUGAAAAUCAAACCAGGUAUUUCUGAAUAUGCAACAACACCAGGAAAAGCCAGCGAUUACAUGUACCCUCUGCUAAACUUUGCUGCUGAGCAUAUUCCGAAAGCCAAGCACCAGGAAACCCCUUUAUACAUAUUGUGCACUGCAGGCAUGAGGGUUCUGCCAGAAAGUCAGCAGGAGGCUCUCUUGGAGGAUUUGCGAACGGACAUUCCCGUGAAUUUCAACUUCCUCUUUUCCGACUCGCACGUGGAAGUCAUUUCGGGAAAGCAGGAGGGUGUGUAUGCAUGGAUUGGGAUUAACUUUGUGCUGGGAAGAUUUAAUCAUGUCGAUGAUGGUGACAAUGAGGUCGUGGAGGUCCAGGUUCCCGGUGGAGACCAGCAGGAGACGUUGGUGCGCAGACGCACGGCCGGAGUGUUGGACAUGGGCGGCGUCUCCACUCAGAUAGCAUACGAAGUGCCCAAAACUGUAAGCUUUGCUUCCCAAAAACAGGAAGAGGUGGCUAAGAAUUUGCUGGCGGAGUUCAACCUCGGCUGUGACGCUCAUCGCACCGAACACGUGUAUCGCGUUUAUGUCUCGACGUUCCUGGGGUUUGGUGGAAACGCAGCGCGCCAGAGAUACGAGGAAAACCUCGUCAGCAGCACUCGCCUCCAAAACAAGCUGUUAGAUCAGCAUCGCGGUGAGACUCCCAACUCCCCCGUGCUUGACCCGUGCCUACCCUCGGACCUCCAGGAUGAGGUUGGUCCCCCCGCUCAGAAGCUCCACCUGCGCGGUAGUGGCGAUUUCGAGCAGUGCCGUCUGCAGUUGCAGCCGUUCCUUAACCGCACCAACGAGACCAGCACUUCUCUGAACGGUGUCUACCAGGCCCCCAUCGACUUCACCAACAGCCAGUUCUAUGGCUUCUCCGAGUUCUACUACUGCACAGAGGAUGUGCUGCGCAUGGGCGGAGAUUACAACUCCACCAAAUACGCCAAUGCUGCAAAGGACUACUGCGCCACCCAGUGGAAAAUAUUGAGAGAACGCUUUGACCGUGGCCUUUAUGCCUCUCAUGCAGACUUGCACAGGCUGAAGUACCAGUGUUUUAAAUCGGCGUGGGUGUACGAGGUGUUCCACUCCGGUUUCUCCUUCCCUGUGGGGUAUGAGAACCUGAAAACCGCAUUGCUUGUCUAUGAUAAAGAGGUGCAGUGGACUCUGGGAGCCAUUUUGUACCGCACACGCUUCCUACCUCUAAGGGACAUCCAGCAGGAGAGUCUGAAGGGCUCGCAUUCACACUGGCACCGUGGCUUCAUUUUCAUGAACAAUCAUUAUCUCUUCCUGGCCUGCUUCAUGGUGGUGCUACUUUCCAUCAUGCUCUACUUGCUCCGACUGAGGCGCAUCCACCGCAGAGCCUUGCUGAAUCGGGGGCCUUCCGCUCAGUGGCUCGAGGAAGGACUGGGCUCUCCGGAUCUUCCUGUCACUUUAUAGGACAUAAACAAAUCAAAUCGCUCUAAGGGAACUCGGAGCAAUUUUUUUUUUUUAAAUACGUCAAGCCCUGUGAAUCCUGCACCUCUCCGAUGCCUUUAGGGCUUUUAAUAAAGUCCCAUCUAUCAUCCGACGUGAUUUGGGAACUGCUGGUUUUCGAACGAAUCUUGACCUCACUUUCUUCCCAGGCCCUGUACUGUUGGGAACGGUCUUCGAUGUUUUUUUCUUUCAUGUUAAUGUUGACAAACGACUUUAAAUUGUCGAAAGGCCGGCAGAAAAAUGCUUUUCAGUGCAAUCGUUCUUCAUUGAGACUGCUCCAGAGUGCCUGGUCAGCCGGACGUCACGAUUCCAGAACAUUUUACGGACAACUUCUGCUGUCUUUAAACGUAGUCAAUGUGAAAAGUACUGAACGCGAUGUCUGCAUGAGGUUUAUUUGUGUACGCACAUGCAGUAAUUUAAGGCCUUGUCCGCAAAUAUACGGAUUUUUUUUUCUUUUUAUUUUACAACAAAAUUCAUGUUUCUUACCUGAAAAUAUCUCCACCAAAAAGCUUACAUGAGCAGGCCAGGCCAGUAGGUGGUAGUAUUAUAUAAAAUGGUUACUUUAACAUGUAAAAAGCGUGCAAGUGGUACAGAAGGUGAGAUAGACGGGGGGGAAAUAAUCACACAUUGUGAUUGAUUGAUUAUUUAUCCAGAAAUGUAAAACCAAUGUUUUCUAAAUUUCCAUAUACAUGUGGCCUGUCAUGUCUUGGUUUCUCUCUGACUAGACUCUCUGAAAGGAAGCAUCAGCUGUCCAUCAUCCAUGGGUAUUUUGGACCAGUGGUUCAACCAGAGCCAAACUGUAUUGUUUUAUUCAUACCAAAUUCGGAGAUGAUUUUGCCACGUCACACGUGCUCAUGAGUCAAAACUUGUGAUGGACAAAGUUAAAUAUGACGAAUUAAUUGCCAUAUUCUAUCAAGCUUCGAAUGAUGCUGAUUAAAUUAAACGCCUUGAAACUUGAAGCUGAUUCCUGGCAACGGCAAAAUCAGGACAUGGUAGCCAGGCUACAGAACCUAUAUUAUUUUUUACUUUGUUUUCUAUAGCAGCCCAGAAUAUAUGGGUAAAGCGGAUAAAACAUGGUCCUCAGAUUUCACUAUCCAGUCAGUAGGAUUUUGGCUCAUUCUUACAAUCUGAACUUUUUCUUCAAAUGCGACUUUUUUAUGAAUCAACUGUUAUCCUCCUCCUCAAUUUUUACUUCAUUCCCUUCAGAAAGAAGUGUCCACAAAUGGUACCACAGUAUGGUUGUGUGUGUGUGUGUGUGUGUGUGUGGUAAUUGAGAGUACUAGUCACAGUAAUUAGUAUUUGGACUGUUUUGUAGUAUUUGCACUGUAUUACUAUUUAUUUGACUCUCGUUUUUUUUCCCCUAGCUUUACUAGAUUAGUGUUUUUAGUUUUUUUUUUUUUUUUUUCCUCCAUUCUUUCUUUUCUUUAAUGCUUUUCCAGGUGCCGGUUUGAUCUUUUUUUUUUUUUUUUUUGUUGUGAGUUAUUUAAUAGUAAUUCGAUGAUGGCUGUAAGUUUUCACUCCCGAUCGAAGUAUGAAGAAAAGCAGUGCAAUAUUUUCAUGAAAAGGAACACACACCCGGUAUUUCCUCUCCUCGUCUAGACUUGCAUUCGGAUGCCGGGGAUUUCCACAGCGGUAUAUCUCCCGUUGCAUAUUUAAUCAGAUCAGAUUUGUGCAUCAUUUACUACUAAUAACUUACCAAAGAGUCAAAAGAGAGAGAAAGUUCUUAUCAUCGGGUUUAAUAUCACUCAAAACUCCUGUCCUCAAAAACCCGCAGAAUCAAUAAUCAAAAGUCGUCGUUCACAAGCACUGACCGUAACAUGCAUGUGGAAACCGUUUCUUUAAAGAAGUGAUGUUAUUUUACAUCCAUUAAACCAAAACUUGA
Molecule: messenger RNA, 4104 nt
Organism: Silurus meridionalis
Lineage: Eukaryota; Metazoa; Chordata; Actinopteri; Siluriformes; Siluridae
Gene: entpd4
Product: ectonucleoside triphosphate diphosphohydrolase 4
Exons: 13
Coding region: 336-2186 (616 amino acids)
Biological process (GO): nucleoside diphosphate catabolic process
Cellular component (GO): membrane
Molecular function (GO): nucleoside diphosphate phosphatase activity
Source: RefSeq, a predicted model, not a curated record